AUGAAGAGCUUCACGCAGGCUGACGCCGCGCUGCCCAAGCAGCUCAAGCUCUCCCCCGAGCAACAGCAGGCGCUCACAGACCUGGCCGACCGCAUCGUUGCGGAGACCCUGCAGGCCAACGAGGACUUCAUCGCCAACGACCGGCGGGUCGACGGCCGCGUGUGGAAGAAGGUCAAGUCGCGCGAGAACGUGCACGUGUAUCGCACGCGCCGCUCGGGCAGCAAGAUGCGCGGCAGCAGCAGUGACGUCAACGAGAAGGACCCGAGUCGGCCGCGACUGCUGUCCAACAACGCGGUCGAGCAGCACCAGCGCGACGCCAUCGCGGCCGGCCGCCCCCUUGGAUUCGUGAGCGACGACGACGGUGAAGUGCAUGGCAACGAGGCCAGCCAAACCAACACACACAGCUCCACAAGUGAGGGCGGAUCUUUCGCUAUUGAAGACAGCGUCCUGGCCAAGUCAAAGCCGUCCUAUGUGCCGCUGAUAGAGGCGAGCGGCAUCAUGGACGGAUCCGUGGAAGACGCGGCGUUCGGCGCGCUGGCCGACACCAUGUACGCCUGGGAGGUGCGCAACUCGUACACGAAGAACGACGGGUUUGAUGGCCGCAAAAUCCUGGCCGCGCUGCAGGGCCCCAGCGAGGAGGACCCAUUCAGGUUCAUCGGCGUCAAGUGGGCCACGCGCGACUACGGAACGUUCAUGACGCGCCGGGACCUGCUGUUCUUGGAAUCGUCGGGCUUCGCGCUCGACUCGGACGGCGAGCGCGUGUACUACAGCUUGGCCCACUCGAUCGAGCUGGCCGAGGUUCCCCGUCUACCUGAACGCCUCAAUGUUAUCCGCAUGAACCUUUCGAGCUGCUACAUUAUGCGCCAGUUGACGGAGGACAAGAUCGACAUCUACUGCAGAGGAUACUCGGACAUGGGCGGCGAGAUGCCCGAGGGAUUUAGCGUCAGCUUCUUCUCCGCUGCGGUCGCCGGCGUCUCGGGUAUGGUCGAGUGCUCGUACCUCAAGAAGCUGUCUUGGUUCAUGAGCCGACGUCGCCAGAGCGAUUCUGCUGGCGCGCGGUCAAGUCACUGCGGCGUGUGCGGCAAGAGCGUCAAUAAGCUCUCGAACCUCGUGCAGUCCAGCAGCGGGUGUCCAAUCUGCCGACUCCCGGUUUGCAGCAAGUGCAGCUUGCAAAAGAAAUUGUCCAUCGUGUCGCCCGAGAACGUCGUCCAGAAGCAGUUCUCCUUCUGCCUCUCGUGCGUCAUUGAAGCUCGGCGGUUGUCGGCAUGGGACGUCGCCACCUCACUGCUCAGUGAGCAGUGCUCACGGCCUCAUGAUUGA
This is a messenger RNA of Phytophthora sojae, 1320 nucleotides long. RefSeq lists its product as hypothetical. The transcript has a single exon. The record is from RefSeq and is a predicted model, not a curated record. Lineage: Eukaryota; Oomycota; Peronosporomycetes; Peronosporales; Peronosporaceae. The coding region runs from base 1 to 1320 and encodes 439 amino acids.